UUCAUCAGCUUCAUCACCAGCGAGGCAUGUGAGAAGUGCCAGAAAGAGAAGAGGAAGACCAUUAAUGGAGAUGAUUUGUUAUGGGCGAUGGCCACUUUAGGAUUUGAAGACUACAUAGAACCUCUUAAAGUGUACCUAGCAAGAUUCAGAGAGGGUGACACCAAAGGAUCUGCUAGAACUAGCGAUGGAUCUGUUAGACGAGAUCAAGUUGGUCUAGCGGGUCAAAAUACUCAGCUUGUUCAUCAGGGUUCACUGAAUUAUAUUAGUUCCCAGGUGCAGCAACAACAUUUGGUUAUUCCUUCAAUGCAAAGCCAUGAAUAGAUGCUUCAACGAAUCUCAAAUUUUCACUUGAAUGCUUGUGCACAUGAUGGCAUGGACGGAAAUAAUAAUUUCAUGGUUGUAAAUUUAGGUUCUUGUUUAGGGUAAAAAGGCACGGGCUUCAGAAUUUUGUUUAAAAAAUUAAAUGUUUAAAACUGUUAAUUUUAUAAAAUCAAUGUACUCAUUAUUUUUAAAACAUGACAAGCAAAACUUUUUUUU
This is a messenger RNA of Arachis duranensis, 537 nucleotides long. Its product is annotated as nuclear transcription factor Y subunit B-1. Gene Ontology annotation, molecular function: DNA-binding transcription activator activity, RNA polymerase II-specific; RNA polymerase II cis-regulatory region sequence-specific DNA binding; protein heterodimerization activity. Gene Ontology annotation, biological process: regulation of transcription by RNA polymerase II. The record is from RefSeq and is a predicted model, not a curated record. Lineage: Eukaryota; Viridiplantae; Streptophyta; Magnoliopsida; Fabales; Fabaceae. Gene Ontology annotation, cellular component: nucleus; CCAAT-binding factor complex.